AUGGCGGCGCCGGAGGCGGCGGCGGGUAUAUGGCGCGAGGAGGAGAAGGACUUUAUUGCAAAGGGCACAAUACCGCUGAUGGCGGUGAUUCAGCCGAACAAAGACAAAGUGCGCCCGGUCAUGGACUUCAGAGAGCUGAAUGAGUAUUUGGACUCGCAUACGGCUGCCGCAGACGUGUGUAGCGAGAAAAUUCGCGAGUGGCGCCGGUUCGGACGGAACGUGUCGCUUCUGGAUCUCAAAGACGCCUACCUGCAGGUGCAUAGGCGUGUCACCGCUGUGUCCAGUGGAUGGGAUGACGAGGUCACUGACCCGGAGCUCUGUGCAAUGGUCAUUGAGAUGGUGGAGCGUGUGAACACAUCUGACCCCGCGCGGGGCCGGUGGGAUGUCUCUGGAGACGGCGGAGGUGUGGUGUGGGUCGAUGCCAGCUCCCUCGCCAUCGGGGCCGUGCUGGAGAUCAACGACUGCGUCGUUGAAGACGCCUGCUGGCUGCGGAAGAGCUCGGACACCCACAUCAAUCUCGCAGAGCUAGAUGCUGUGAUUCGAGGGCUCAAUCUGGCACUGUCCUGGAAUUUGAAGAAUGUGACGAUCAUGACCGACUCGCGAACCGUCUAUCACUGGCUGUCCGACGUCCUGUCUGGCAGAGCCCGUGUAAAAACCAAGGCAGCGAGCGAGAUGCUAAUUCGGAGACGUCUUGAGACAGUGAAGAAGCUGGGUGAAGAAUAUGCCAUGCAACUCUGCGUGAAAUUCGUCCCAUCGGCUGAGAACCGGGCCGACGCGCUCACGAGAGUGCCAAAAAAGUGGCUGACCCCGCAGGGCGCGUCGAUGGUGUGCGGUGCCGUCGUCACAGAGCCCGACAUCGCACGGAUUCACCACACCAGCGGCCAUCCUGGCAUCACACGAACCCUGAGACUAUGCAGGAGGCAGAGCUCUGACGUCACCAGAGCUCAGGUGCGUGCCGUGAUCCGCCAGUGUCAGGCGUGCCAAUCGGUCGACCCUGCGCCGCAGCGCUGGGUGCGCGGCACGCUAGGGGUGAACGAGUGCUGGGAAAGAGUGAGCAUGGACGUCUGCCACGCCGACAAUCAACUCUACCUGACCCUAGUGGAUUGCAUCGGCACGGAGAGGUGUGAAAAUGCCUCGAACUUCGCCGACUGGUUCCCGCCGCUGACGCAGCGCAGCGUGGACUUGUACUGGCCCCCGAACAGGUUCGAGAUCGGAGACUGGUGUUGCGGCUCUGGGAGUCGUCCUGGAGGAGCUUGA
Molecule: messenger RNA, 1257 nt
Organism: Amphibalanus amphitrite
Lineage: Eukaryota; Metazoa; Arthropoda; Thecostraca; Balanomorpha; Balanidae
Exons: 4
Coding region: 1-1257 (418 amino acids)
Molecular function (GO): RNA-DNA hybrid ribonuclease activity; nucleic acid binding
Source: RefSeq, a predicted model, not a curated record